AUGGCGGCUAGGGACCGCUUCGGCGUCUACGCUGAGCCAGGCGCUUCACCGUUGCAGCGGGCAAUUCGAAAUGCCUGCGAUCCUCAAAACUACGAGCCGAACCUGGCCCUGAACCUCGAAGUUGCGGAUCUAAUCAACUCCAAGAAAGGCAAUGCGCCCCGGGAAGCCGCAUUCGAUAUCGUUCAUCUCAUCAAUUCCCGAAAUCAAAAUGUCGCAUUAUUGGCGUUGGCGCUACUCGAUAUUGCCGUCAAGAACUGCGGAUAUCCAUUCCAUCUCCAGAUCGGCACAAAGGAAUUCUUAAAUGAAUUGGUCCGCAGGUUCCCCGAACGACCACCCAUACGGGCCUCCAGGGUCCAGCACCGCAUUUUAGAGUCGAUCGAGGAGUGGCGCCAGACUAUCUGCCAGACAUCGCGCUAUAAGGAUGACCUAGGAUUUAUUCGGGACAUGCACCGUUUGUUGCUUUACAAGGGGUAUAUGUUCCCGGAGGUCCGCCGAGAAGAUGCUGCGGUCUUGAACCCAAGUGAUAAUCUCCGCUCAGCUGAUGAGAUGGAAGAGGAAGAGAAGGAAGCACAGUCUGCCAAACUCCAAGAGUUGAUUCGCAGAGGAACUCCCGCCGAUCUACAGGAAGCGAACCGGCUCAUGAAGGUUAUGGCAGGAUUCGACAAUCGGCAUAAAACUGACUAUCGAGCAAAGGCCGCCGAGGAGGUUGUUAAGGUGCAACAAAAAGCCAAAAUCCUGGAAGAGAUGCUGCAGAAUCAACAGCCCGGGGAAGCUCUCCCCGAAGGCGACGUUUUUGAGGAACUUGCGAGUGCUUUGCAGAGCGCUCACCCCAAAAUCCAGAAAAUGUGCGAGGAAGAAUCGGGUGACCCCGAGGCCGUCCACAAGCUAUUGGAGAUAAAUGACAGCAUACAUCGCACAAUCGAGCGGUACAAGCUGGUCAAGAAGGGUGAUCUGGAUGCUGCAUCUCAGAUUCCCAAGGGUACACUGGGCACCACGACCGGAGUCUCAACAAAUGCAAACAACGAGCUCUCUCUUAUCGAUUUCGACCCGGAGCCUGAACCCAGCUCCAACGGCAACGAGGCUGGGCCAUCCCAGGGCGGUAGCUCCUUGGAGAAUGACUUGCUCGGCCUUUCAUUGGGUGAACAAGCUCCUUCUCCCGGAGGUGGUAUCUCUCUCGGAUCUUCCAUAAAUUUCCCCUCUGUGUCAGCAAGCUCAACACCGCCUGUUCAAUCACAACCUCAACAGCAGGCGCCAGCAGCCUUUAAACCCAAUUAUGAUAUUCUUUCUUCUAUGAACAGUUCGCGACCUGUCUCUCAAUCUCCCACCCCCGUCAUGGGGGUCUCGCCCCAAGUCCAGUCCACAGCGACUCCGCCACCAGCGGCUGACCCAUUUGCAUCGCUCGUCUCUGCCAGCCCACGGGCAACAUCUAGUCCCUUCCAACCACCGGCACAAAGUCAACCUGCUCCCGCUUCGUCGUCAUUGCUUGACCUGGUCGGAGGCACGGGUCCGUCCCCGCAACCGGCGCGGCAGGCCGCUUCAGUGGAAGAUGAUGAGUGGGAUUUCGCAUCCGCAUUGCCAGCGAGUAAUGCACUUCCAUCGACCAACAAGAUCCAAGUCCUCAACUCUCAGCUCCGUGUUGAUUUUGCUGCGCGCCGGGUGCCGAACCAGCCACGCCAGAUCCACGUUGUAGCCAUCUUCUCAAACACAACCAGUCAACGUAUUGGAGAUCUCCAUUUCCAGGUCGCUGUGGAGAAGUCCUACACACUACAGCUUCGGCCGCAAUCGGGCCGAGACAUUGCACCUCAGCAGCAAAAUGGGGUCCAGCAGGAGAUGCUCAUGGACGGAAUUGAUGUUGGAAAGGGCAACUCGGUUAAAAUUCGAUUCAAGGUGUCUUACAAGCUGGGUGGCGAGGCCCGUGAGGAACAGGGGAUGGUGCCACCGCUGGGAAUUGCCUAA
This is a messenger RNA of Penicillium samsonianum, 1956 nucleotides long. Its product is annotated as VHS domain protein. Gene Ontology annotation, molecular function: phosphatidylinositol binding; ubiquitin binding. The transcript has 8 exons. Gene Ontology annotation, biological process: Golgi to vacuole transport; protein transport to vacuole involved in ubiquitin-dependent protein catabolic process via the multivesicular body sorting pathway; Golgi to endosome transport. NCBI's taxonomy places the organism in Eukaryota, Fungi, Ascomycota, Eurotiomycetes, Eurotiales, Aspergillaceae. Gene Ontology annotation, cellular component: trans-Golgi network. The coding region runs from base 1 to 1956 and encodes 651 amino acids. The record is from RefSeq and is a predicted model, not a curated record.